AUGGGAAGAGUAGAAGAUAUUUUACAAGUUAUUAAAGAUGAUGAAAAAAUCGAUGGUAAAACAUUAAAAGUAGUAGUGAUGACAUUGUAUAAAGUCUUUUUAUUAGAAAAUUCAAAUAUACAAGAAGAAAUAAAAACUAUAAAAGAGAUAUUAAAAAGACAUAAUGAAGAAAUUAUAUCUCUUAAAAACACAGCCAAAAACAACCAAGAAGAAUUUACUAAAACUAAUGAGGGUAUUAAAAAAUUAAUAAAUUAUAUUAAAAAUACACCAAUUUCAAAACAAGAUUAUAUUUCUUCUGAAAAAGAAAAUAAAUGUCAGCCAAUAAAAGAAAUAAUUAGUACAUCUUCUUUUCCUAUAACUCCUCGUUCACAAAAUAAACAAUCAGAAUUUAAACCUCUUCAAACAACUAAAAUUGAUGAACAAAAUAAAGUAAUUAUUUCACAAAUUCUUAAAGAAAAAAGAAAUGAUGUCGAACCAUUUAUUGGAACUAAAGAACAAUAUAAUAUUAUUGGUAAAUUUACUCAAACUAUUACUGAGUGGGUUGGAUUAUCAAAAUGCAAAGUUGUUUAUGACUCUCUUUCUGAAAGAAGUAUUAACAAAGAAGAAACAAAUAAGUCAUUUGGAGAACAUGUUAUGAAUAAACCAAAUAUCUGUUUUUUUAAUUUUGAUGAAAACGAAAAUAUAUUUGGUGUUUUUACUUCAAAAGGAAUCACUGAAUUUGAUUCAGAAGAACAUGAUGAUUCUAUUUUUUGUUUUUUAGUUAAAACAAAAAGAAUUGUUAGUGUUCCAAAAAAAUGGAGUAUUAAAAAGUCAAUCAAUUGUGCUAUUUCUAUAAAACGAGAUAGUUCUGUUUUAUAUUCAUUUGGUCAAACUACUGGAAAUGGGUUUGUUGAAAUUGCUAAAACAUGGUUAAAACAAAGUUGGUCACAUAAUAUUUCUUCUUCUUUUCUUGCAAUGAAUGAAAAUGCUUUAGUGGGUUCUAAUGAUUCAACAUUUACAGUACAAAGAAUACUUGUUUUAGAAUUUUAUUAA
Molecule: messenger RNA, 1032 nt
Organism: Entamoeba dispar SAW760
Lineage: Eukaryota; Evosea; Mastigamoebida; Endamoebidae
Exons: 1
Coding region: 1-1032 (343 amino acids)
Source: RefSeq, a predicted model, not a curated record